AUUUUGAGGGUAUUUACUCUCACCGGAAGUUCUAAACCACUUCCUUUUCACGUUUUACUCUUUUGGAACAUCAUUAAGGACGUCCGUUUUCGAAAAUGUCGGAUGCGGAAGGAGAUGAUGUUCCCGUUGUAUCGGGAGGAUCUAUGGAUGUUUUCACAGCAGUCCAAGAAGUUCUGAAGACCGCUUUGAUUCACGAUGGUCUAGCUAAAGGACUUCACGAAUGUGCAAAAGCCCUUGACAAGCGUCAAGCUCAUUUGUGCAUUCUUGCCAACAACUGUGACGAACCAAUGUACGUCAAACUGGUAGAAGCUCUCUGUGCUGAACAUGGAAUUAACCUUAUGAAGGUUGAUGACAACAAGAAACUAGGAGAGUGGGCUGGUCUGUGCAAAAUUGACAAGGAAGGCAAAGCCAGAAAAGUUGUAGGAUGCAGCUGUGUUGUUGUCAAAGAUUACGGAAAGGAGUCUCAGGCCCUGGAUGUUCUCAAUGACUACUUCAGGUCCAAGAAAUAAACGCUGUUAGAAUGUAAUAAACGAAAAAAAUACAAAAGUAAAAAAAGGAAAAAUUGA
This is a messenger RNA of Magallana angulata, 566 nucleotides long. RefSeq names its product 40S ribosomal protein S12-like. Gene Ontology annotation, molecular function: structural constituent of ribosome. NCBI's taxonomy places the organism in Eukaryota, Metazoa, Mollusca, Bivalvia, Ostreida, Ostreidae. The coding region runs from base 96 to 509 and encodes 137 amino acids. Gene Ontology annotation, cellular component: cytosolic small ribosomal subunit; ribosome. Gene Ontology annotation, biological process: translation. The transcript is spliced from 6 exons. The record is from RefSeq and is a predicted model, not a curated record.